This is a messenger RNA of Daphnia pulicaria, 2814 nucleotides long. RefSeq names its product ankyrin repeat domain-containing protein 50-like. Gene Ontology annotation, biological process: intrinsic apoptotic signaling pathway in response to endoplasmic reticulum stress; IRE1-mediated unfolded protein response; protein phosphorylation. The transcript is spliced from 4 exons. Bases 79 to 2814 code for a protein of 911 amino acids. Gene Ontology annotation, cellular component: IRE1-TRAF2-ASK1 complex. Gene Ontology annotation, molecular function: protein serine/threonine kinase activity; ATP binding; RNA endonuclease activity. Lineage: Eukaryota; Metazoa; Arthropoda; Branchiopoda; Diplostraca; Daphniidae. The record is from RefSeq and is a predicted model, not a curated record.
AGUUACGCACUUACACUCUCAUUUUCUCGUACAUUUCCGGAAUUUUGAUUCAGCCAGUAAAAGUAAACCAUUUCCGUGAUGGAACUCGAUAAAGGUGAGAUUUUAGGAAGUGGUGGUUACGGGGUGGUGUUUGCCGGAACGUACGACGGCAAUCCCGUUGCCAUUAAAAGAAUUCAGUUAACCGACGAUCUGACUGAAUUAUUAAGAGAAGAAGACGCUCUCAAAAAGUUAAAUCACCCCAAUGUGGUCAAGCUCUACUCCAUCACUAGCAACGACGACUUUAAGUUCUUUAUUCUGGAACGAUGUAAGGCAUCCCUCAAAGAUUUGUUUGAGAAACCAGAGAAAUACAAAGGGCAAAUUAAGCUGCCGUUCAAUCACGACAUCAUGUUCCAGCUGGCAAAAGGCUUGGAGUUCAUCCACUCGCAAAAGAUAGUGCAUCGAGACAUCAAGCCGGCAAACGUUCUUGUUUCUGUUGAUGAUCAAAGUCGUCAGGUGACGAUAAAGUGGACCGACUUUGGACUUAGCAAAACGGUGAACGAGCGGGAAACAUUCUCGAUAAGUGGUGUCAAAGGAACGAUGGAUUGGUUCGCCCCGGAGGUGUUUGCUAGUGAAGCUAAUCAAGAUUCUGAAAAUAAAAUGAGAGGUACAACCAAGAGCGAUGUCUUCUCCGAGGGCUGCGUGUUUGGCUAUCUGCUUCUGGACGGCCAACAUCCGUUUGGCAGUAGUAUUGACGCCGAGAACGAAAUCCAAUCCAACAUCCUAAAAGAAAAUUUCGUGAAUUUAAAACAAAUGAAAACUCGUGGAAUGCCUUAUGCCGCCCCCACAAUCAAUCGAAUGAUAACGAAAAAUCCCGGGGAUAGAAUCACGUCCGGACAAGUUGUUCGGUUACUGGAAGACGUUCAAUUUAAGAGCAAGAUCCAAGAUCGGGAGUCCGUGUUGACAAGACUCUGCAAGCAAUACAACCAACAUCCGGAUUUAGCGGAAAUGGAAUAUUUUUUCAAAGAAAUAACGGAUGUCAGCUUCAGUGGGCCGGCAGGUGAAAGGAUAGAGCCCCUCGUCUUUCUCUGCCAACGCUAUUCGCAAGAGAAUUUGAUCGAUAUCGUCCGAGCUUUGAUUGAAGGAGACAUCGACGUCAACUCCAAGAACGAAGACAGUUUUAACGCCCUGCUCGUAUUGUGCCUGAAUUAUCGACACGACAACUUGAUCGAGAUUGUUCGAGUUCUGAUUGAAAAAGACGUCGACGUUAACUGGACAGCUGAUGGUUGGAAUGCUCUGCUCUUUUUGUGCAGAUAUUAUCCGCACAAAAAUUUGGCUGGCGUCGUGCAGAUUUUAGUCGACAAAGGUAUUGACGUUAACUACUGCGAUGGAGAUGGCUGGAAUGCGCUGCUAUUUCUCUGUCGAUAUUAUCAACAGGAUAACCUGAUAGAAAUUUUACAAAUAUUAAUUAGAAAGAAUGUUAACGUCAACAGCAGUGAUACAGAUGGUUGGAAUGCGCUGCUAUUUCUAAGUCGAUUUUAUCCGCACGAUAAUUUGGUAGAAAUUGUUAAAAUUUUAAUUCAUAACGGGAUUGAUGUCAAUUUGAAAACAAGUGUGGGCUGGAAUGCUAUGCACAUUUUAUGUCAAUUUUAUCCUCACCAAAAUUUAAUCGAAAUUGUGCGAAUUUUAAUCGCUAAAGGUGUGGACAUUAAUCUUUCCACCUCAGAAGGUUGGAAUGCUUUCCUCUUGUUGAGUAGGAACUAUUCAAAAGAUAAUUUGAUCGACAUUAUUAAAAUAUUCAUCGACGGAAAAGUUAACAUUAAUUGUAAGAAAAGUGGUUGGAAUUCUUUGCUGUUUUUAUGUCAGAACUAUUCCAACAGAAAUUUGAUUGAAAUUGUGCAAUUUCUGGUAGAAAAUGAGAUUAAUGUUAGCUGUAAAAACGAAGAUGGUUGGAAUGCUCUACUACUGUUGUGUCGUCAUUAUUCGCAAGACAAUUUGAUCGACUUAAUUCAAAUUUUGAUCGAUAAGGGAAUUAAUCUUAACUACAGGAACGACGGCUGGAGCGCUCUCCUCUUGUUAAGUCGAUAUUAUCCGCACGACAAUUUGCCUGACAUUAUUCAAAUUUUGACUGAAAGAGAUAUUGACGUUAAUUGUCGACACGAUAACGGUUGGAACGCUCUACCCAUUUUGUGUCAAUACUAUAAGCACGAGAACUUAAUCGAAAUCGUCAAAACUUUAAUCGAUAAAAAUAUCAACGUGAACGCUAAAAACGACCAGGGUUGGAACGCCCUUCUCUUGUUGCUACGAGAUUACAAGCACAACAACUUGAUUGCGAUUGUCAAUCUUUUGAUCGGCAAUGGCAUCGACGUCCACUGCAAGAACUCUGAUGGGUGUAAUGCUCUUUACGUUUUGUGCCAGAGUUAUUCGCACAAUAAUUCGUUAGAAAUCGCCCGUGUUUUUAUUAAGAAAAAUGUCGAUGUGAAUUCUAAGCAUAAGAAUGGUAAUAAUGCUCUACUCUUACUGUGUUGGGGGAGUCGACUUCUUGAAAAUGUAACCGCCAUUAUACGACUGCUGAUUGAAAACGACAUUAACGUCCAUUUAAAGGACCAGGAUGGUUUCAAUGCUUUCCUUGUUUGGUGUACCUUUUGUCGACAAGAAGAUUUGAUGGAAAUUUUGAAAAUGUUAGCUGAACAAAAUGUUGACAUUACCUGCAAGAAUUAUGAAGGUUUGAAUGGCCUCCAGAUUUUAACUAAAAGAUUUUCUGAAACUGUAGUAGACACUGUCAUCAACCUUCUUACUGAACAUGGAUACAAUAUGGAUAGCAUUAGUUUACUGUAG